Molecule: messenger RNA, 213 nt
Organism: Ostertagia ostertagi
Lineage: Eukaryota; Metazoa; Nematoda; Chromadorea; Rhabditida; Trichostrongylidae
Source: the annotation of a GenBank genome assembly
AUGAGCACACUCUUGCUGUGUCAUUCGGAGUCGCGAGAUCUGAGGCAUGCGGUCAGAUCCGAGGAUAUGUUGGUCUAUUACGACUAUGCCACAACCACUGUCGAAGAGAUAAAGGAAAAAAUCUGCAGUGCUUCGGCGUCGAAGAUAAAAAGCCUCGGUCUUCACAUUCAAAGCAGACGUCAUGGAUUGUCUCUCUGUGGAACUGCGAACACC